UUAAAAGAAAAAAAAAAAAAUAGAUGGGAUAGGUCAUUUGUAUAGGCAGUACUUUUGUUUGACUAAGGAAAAAGUACCAACCGUAGCUGAGAGCACCUGUUAUAUGUUAAUGGAAGAUUUCCCUUUUUAUAACCAAAAAAAAAAAAAAAAAAUUAAUUAAGAAAAGUGUUUAUCAUAGCUCUCUCUCUCUUCCCUUUGCUCCAUCUCCUCUGUCCCUAUAUCUCUAUCUAUAUAUCUAUAUAUAUUCACGACCUUAAAAGCCUCAAACCCCACAUCAAAAUAUCUCUUUUUUAUUUGUUCAUUGUUUUCUCUUAAUCCAUGGCGGGUGAUUUGCACGCGCUUCCCAAUUCCAACAGCGUCGGUGCCAGUAAGGAUAGCUCGAAGAAGGCGAAAGAGAAGAGGAAGAAGAAGAAGAAGCGCGGUGGUAGUAAGAAGAAGAUGACCGUUGAACAGACUCUGGCUUUCAAGUCAGUGAGCGAGUGGGUUUCUCAGGACCAGUCUUCUUUUGUCACUGCUGCUUCUUGCGUUGUUGAUGAUUUUGGGGUUCAGAAGAGUCUCGGCAGAGGUGGGGAGAAGCUGGUCUUCGAAUUGCAUUCUCAUUCUAAAUGCAGUGAUGGGUUUUUAUCGCCUUCCAAGCUUGUCGAAAGGGCUCAUGGAAAUGGGGUGAAAGUUCUUGCUCUGACAGAUCAUGAUACAAUGUAUGGCAUCAGUGAGGCUCUAGAUGCGGCUCGCAGAUUUGGGAUGAAGAUUAUUCCAGGUGUUGAAGUUAGCACAAUUUUCUCCCCAAGAGGAGACUCUGAAUCGGAUGAACCAGUUCAUGUUCUUGCAUACUACAGUAGCUGUGGACCAACAGGUUGUGAGAAGCUGGAAAAUUUUCUAGCUAAUAUAAGGGAUGGUCGAUAUAUUCGUGCGAAGAAUAUGAUUGAAAAAUUGAACAAGCUCAAGCUAUCUCUUACGUGGGAACAGGUUGCUAGAAUUGCAGGCAAGGGAGUUGCUCCUGGGAGAGUGCAUGUGGCGCGUGCUAUGGUUGAAGCAGGUCAUGUGGUGAAUCUGAAAGAAGCUUUUAGUCGAUAUCUUUUUGAUGGUGGACCUGCUUAUUCUACGGGAAGUGAGCCGCUUGCCGAGGAAGCAGUGAAAGUGAUUUGUGAAACAGGAGGUGUGGCAGUGUUAGCUCAUCCUUGGGCAUUGAAAAAUCCCGUGGCCAUUAUUAGGAGGUUAAAAGAAGCCGGCCUUCAUGGGAUAGAGGUUUUCAGAAGUGACGGAAGACUAUCUGUCUACAGUGAUCUAGCUGAUACUUAUGGUCUACUGAAGAUUGGAGGGUCAGACUAUCACGGACGAGGCGGACAUGGCGAAUCUGAACUAGGCAGCGUAAAUCUUCCGGUGUUGGUUCUGCAUGAAUUUCUCAAAGUAGCUCGGCCCAUAUGGCACAGUGCCAUCAGAGACAUAUUAGAGAAAUGUGCUGAAGACCCUUCAGAAUCAAACCUAGCAAGAAUUAUGAAGUUUGCAAGGAUACCAUCUUUGAAAGGAGGUUUCUCCUUGAACUCCAACAAAGACGUAAUUGAUCGGUGCUUAUCCUUGUGGUUAACCAAUGAAGAAAGGAAUAGUGCAGAGUUUGAGGCUAUAAGUUUGAAGCUUUCUCAGAUUUCAUUUAAUCAGGGAGGAUCAACCUUACUAUAAAGAAGUAAAUAUUCAUGAAAAAUUUGGUAUACAUGUUACCAUUGCCUUCCAUGUAGCUGAAAUCCAAUUUAUCUAGAUUUUCUAGUUUUGCACUAUUGAAGAAAGCAUUAGUUACUCCUUUUUCUUUCUGUUAUUUUUCUUUUUUGGUUCAUUUUGGGAAUUGCCAUACAUGUUUAGCAUUUAAAGAAUCUCAGAAUGCAUAAGAAACUUCAUUUUGUCAUGCAACUUACUUGACAUACUGAUAGUGUAUUCAGUUGAUUGCUAAAAUUAAUUUAUAAAACAAAACUAGUUUUUACCCUUCCA
Molecule: messenger RNA, 1980 nt
Organism: Cannabis sativa
Lineage: Eukaryota; Viridiplantae; Streptophyta; Magnoliopsida; Rosales; Cannabaceae
Exons: 5
Coding region: 319-1677 (452 amino acids)
Molecular function (GO): 5'-3' RNA exonuclease activity; 5'-3' DNA exonuclease activity
Source: RefSeq, a predicted model, not a curated record